This is a messenger RNA of Clupea harengus (Atlantic herring), 2860 nucleotides long. RefSeq names its product inositol hexakisphosphate kinase 2. Gene Ontology annotation, cellular component: nucleus; cytoplasm. The record is from RefSeq and is a predicted model, not a curated record. Lineage: Eukaryota; Metazoa; Chordata; Actinopteri; Clupeiformes; Clupeidae. Gene Ontology annotation, molecular function: inositol hexakisphosphate kinase activity. Gene Ontology annotation, biological process: inositol phosphate biosynthetic process; phosphatidylinositol phosphate biosynthetic process.
ACCAGUACUGUGUGAGCGCAGAGUGUCAGACCAGUUUCUACAGCGAGAGGGACACAGUGUCCGUGUGAGUCAGCACGGAGACACAGCCGUCGCAGGAAAAGCCUUUUAAAUUCACCUCUGCUCUCUAAAAAACACAACACUGCCAGGAAGCUAUCCCUGAUCCGAGAAGAAAAACGAGGAUUUAAAGAGAAAAGCUGAUAUUUUUCUCCUCUCUGUGUUUCUUUUCCUUCUUCCUGUCUCUCUUUGUUUUUCCUCCUGCAGUACUCUCUCCUGCCGAGGGGGGAAAUUACAGUACCCAAAAGGGAGCACUAGGAAUUAAAAAAAAAAAAAAAAACAGGAGAAAAAAAGGAGCGAUAGAGAGAAAGACAAGCAGCCACCGGCUGCCUUUGUCCUUCCUGGCUUAACCAAAUCCCCACCGUCUCUGUUGCCUCCUGCUGAAUCCGGAGCCUCCGGAGCCAGGAGUCUAAUGCCCGUUGAGGAUGAGUCCAGCGAUCGAGGCGAUGCAGCAGGCAGAACAGCAGCAGUAUCUGAGCAAAGGGGUCCUGCUUGAGCCCUUCGUGCACCAAGUAGGGGGUCACUCAUGUGUGCUCCGUUUUGGGGAGCAGACCAUCUGCAAGCCCCUUAUCCCCCGCGAGCACCAAUUCUACAAGAGCCUUCCCUCAGCCAUGCGGAAGUUCACCCCGCAAUACAGAGGCGUGGUUUCUGUGAGUUUUGAAGAAGACGAGGAGGGAAAACUGUGUCUCAUCGCCUACCCCCUGCACAGCGAGGUGAGCGACCUGGAAAACGUGGCCCCCUCUGUCGACUGCGAGCCCAAGAACAAAAUUAAGUGGGCCAACAAGAUGCUACUAGACAACGACGGCUACGGCAAGGACCGGGCUAGGAACUCACGCAAGGACAAAGACAAGAGUCUGAAACGUGAAGAGGAGUGGCUGAAGCAGGCCGAUAUGCUCUACUACACCCUGGAGAGGAGCAAAGCCGCCCCCCAGCUCAAGCACAACCCCUGGAGCCUCAAGUGCCACCAGCAGCAUCUUCAGAGGAUGAAGGAGAACGCCAAGCACCGCAACCAAUACAAAUUCCUCCUUUUAGAGAAUCUGACGUGGAGGCAUAAAGUGCCCUGUGUGCUGGACCUGAAGAUGGGCACACGCCAGCACGGAGACGAUGCCUCAGAGGAAAAGAAAGCCAUGCAGAUCCGCAAGUGCCAGCAGAGCACAUCGGCCAGCAUUGGCGUCCGCCUGUGUGGCAUGCAGGUGUAUCAGUCAGGUGUAGGGCAGCUGAUGUUCAUGAACAAAUACCAGGGACGGAAGCUGACGCUCCCCGGCCUCAAGGAGGCGCUCUACCAGUUCUUCCACGACGGGCAGCACCUGCGGGGUGAGCUGCUAUCGCCGGUGCUGCAGCGCCUGCACGAGAUGCAGGCGGCGUUGGAGGCGUGCGAGUCCUACCGCUUCUACUCCAGCUCGCUGCUCAUCAUCUACGAUGGCGAGCCUCCACGGGCCCACAGGGCAGACGAGGACGGCCUCUCAGACCAGGAGGAGGACGACGAGGAGGAUGAGGACGAGGAGGAGGAAGAGGAAGAGGCGGUGGAGGAAGGGGCGUUCGGGUUCCCCCACAGCGGGGCUGUGGCCGGGGCCAGCAGCAGCAGCAGUGGGAGCAGUGUGAGUGGGAGCAGCGGCAGCAGCAGCAGUAACAGCAGCUCUAGCAGUAGUAGUAGUAGCAGCGGAGGCGGCAGCUCGUCGGUGUCUCGGCGAGGGGCGCGCUCACAGGUGCCCAUGGUGGACGUGCGCAUGAUUGACUUUGCCCACACCACGUGCCGGGACUACGGCGAGGACAGUGUGGUGCACGAGGGCCAGGACAGCGGCUACAUCUUCGGCCUGCAGAACCUCAUCACCAUCGUCUCCCAGCUGGAGGACCACAGCACAGAUUGAGCUGCUACUCAAACACAAACACAAAAUACACACACGUACGCAUGUGCAAUUGUGUGCACAAAUGCGGUGUGUUUCGACGAAGCACUUCGUCGACCUGGCGCCCUCUCGACGCGAAGAGGGCAAAUAAGAGGUCGCCGAAGGCACGUCUCUUUCUUCCGGCCGUGUGACUAGGACCUGCCGUGACAGCUGUUGCACACUGGCCAUUCGUGUCUUUCUGUUGGUGUUUUUCGCUGUUUUGUUUUUUUUUUCCCCCCAUCACUUGUGUUAGAGGAUAUAAAAAGGGUCGAUGUUGGUCAUACUGAAGCGGUGUCAGCUAUCUUCCCCCCCCCCCCCCCCCCCCGACUCGCCCUGUUACUGUUACAAGUUCCCCCUUCCCUACUGGUGUUUUUACUCAAAACAGAAGCAGAAGAAGAAAACAGUCCAACAGAGCAAAGCAAAAAAACACACAAACAUACACACACACACACACACCUACUUCCCCUCACACACACAUACUUCUCACAAAGACUGAUGUACCCGGUUCCCAGACUCAUUCCAGAAGAUUCUAGGAUUUCAAACUGAGACUUGCUUGCAUUAAUUUCACCUCCAGCUGUGCCUCUGAUGGGAGUGGAGCGGACAGCUGAGUGUGUGAGAGGGAAUUAUGCAGUGUGGCUGACAGCACAUUUCCCACGGGAAGAAGUGGCGAUUAUAUACAGAUAGCUACUAGAGACAUGCAGAGAGACUAUAGAGAUCUUUAUUUAUUUGACAUAUUUCUUAAAUAAACUAAAAAAAAUGAACACAAAAAACGUGACUGGAGAUUGAGAGACUACAUUCCAUCGUAUUAAUGUUAUAAUAAUAAUAUUAAUGAAUAUUGUUAUUUGACAUGUUCAAAUACCUCUAUCUUAUACUGUAUAUCUGUGUUCGAAUGGAAAAGUAAUAAUAAACAGCUUUUGUGUUAA